AUGAAGCAGAUUGAGGCUCCUUUGAAUGAAGCCAAGGACGCGCAAAGCACCCUGGACAGUCACUUUGGGCUCAGCAGGGAGGUGGCCGUUGUGGCUCCUGCACCUUCCGUGGACGAUGAACAUGAUUCUGAGAUUGAAGAGGAAGAAUAUGGAUCUGAGGAAGAACCAGAUCCUGAACUGGAAGCUGCCCUCCAGGAGUUCAUGUUAAAGGUGGAGGACGACAUGAAGAAUGUGGUGUGUGACUCUGUUGUCGUGAUGAAAGAUCGAGUGUUUGAGGACAAGGACUUCGAUCCUGAGUGGGCCAAGAUAAUGAACAAAGCUGACUACAAGGAGUUCAGAGAGGCAAUGCUGAACCAGCCAGUCCCGCGCUGCUACCUGGACGAGGAGGGCUGUAGCCAGUUGAAGUGUAGCUGGGAGCAGUAUGCUUUGUCUGAGUUCUUUUACAACUGGGUGUGA
Molecule: messenger RNA, 456 nt
Organism: Coccomyxa subellipsoidea C-169
Lineage: Eukaryota; Viridiplantae; Chlorophyta; Trebouxiophyceae; Coccomyxaceae
Exons: 5
Coding region: 1-456 (151 amino acids)
Source: RefSeq, a predicted model, not a curated record